Messenger RNA from Notolabrus celidotus (New Zealand spotty), 3240 nucleotides. RefSeq names its product band 4.1-like protein 2. The coding region runs from base 270 to 2144 and encodes 624 amino acids. Lineage: Eukaryota; Metazoa; Chordata; Actinopteri; Labriformes; Labridae. The record is from RefSeq and is a predicted model, not a curated record. The transcript has 18 exons. Gene Ontology annotation, cellular component: cytoskeleton; plasma membrane. Gene Ontology annotation, molecular function: actin binding; structural molecule activity.
GCAAACCUCGUGCCAUUAAUUGCCAUGCUCGGUGCAUGUGUGUGCAUGUGUGUUUGUGUGUGUGUUUGGGGGUGGGGGGUGCUGCUGAAAUAAUGCCCCGGCUGUCCUGAUAUCCCACAAUUCUACUCUGGGCUGCAUAGUGGAGUGUGAUAGGCUGGCGGAGAGGGGAACUGCAGCAGAGUAGCACCGCUGUCAGGAAACACAAGCCCACUACGAAUGCAACUCGCAUAGCCAGCCUGAUCGAGGACGCUUUACCUGUGUGAUUUACCAUGACGACUGAAACAGGCGCAGACUCGGAGGCCAAGCAGAACAAGGAGACGGAGAAGGGGAAAGCCAAAGCAGCCGAACCGACCUCGCCUCAGAACCAGACGGAGCAGCUUCCCGCCGCCGCUGGACACAGCACCCCGGCCAGGAAAGAACAGGAGCAGCAGGAGGAGGAUCAGUCUUCUCAGAGGUCCUCUACCAGUCGUCUGUCCAGGUCUCCUUUGAGAGGAGUAAAGAAAGUGAAGAUGAUGCAGUGUAAAAUCACCAUGCUGGACGGCACCGACUUCACACUCACUGUGGAGAAGCGAUCCAAAGGCCACGUGCUCUUUGACAAAGUGUGUGAACACCUUAAUCUACUGGAGAAGGACUACUUUGGCGUCACAUACAGAGAUGUAGAAAACCAGAAGAAUUGGUUGGACCCCACCAAGGAGCUGAAGAAGCAGAUUAGAACUGGUCCCUGGAACUUUGCUUUCAAUGUGAAGUUUUACCCUCCAGACCCCUCCCAGCUCAGCGAGGAUAUCACAAGGUACUACUUGUGUCUGCAGCUGAGAGACGAUGUGGUCUCAGGCCGGCUGCCCUGCUCCUUUGCCACCCACACCGUGCUGGGCUCCUACACAGCACAGUCUGAACUGGGGGACUACGACCCUGAGGAAUUAGGAAGCGACUACAUGAGUGAACUCCGCUUUGCACCAAACCAGACCAAAGAGCUUGAGGAGAAGGUCAUGGAACUCCACAAGACCUACAAGGGGAUGACACCGGCCGAGGCAGAGAUGCACUUCCUGGAAAAUGCCAAGAAGCUGUCCAUGUACGGCGUAGACCUCCAUCACGCUAAGGACUCUGAGGGCGUAGAGAUCAUGUUGGGAGUCUGUGCAAGUGGCCUGCUCAUCUACAGAGACAGGUUGCGGAUCAACAGAUUCGCUUGGCCCAAAAUCCUCAAGAUCUCCUACAAGAGGAACAACUUCUACAUCAAAAUCCGACCCGGCGAGUUUGAGCAGUUUGAAAGCACUAUCGGUUUCAAGCUUCCAAAUCACCGUGCUGCCAAAAGGCUCUGGAAGGUCUGUGUGGAGCACCAUACCUUCUUCAGGCUCGUGUCCCCAGAGGCUCCUCCAAAGAAGUUCCUCAGCCUCGGCUCCAAGUUCCGCUACAGCGGCAGAACGCAGGCUCAGACCCGCCGGGCCAGCUCUCAGAUCAUCAGACCGGCUCCCUUCUUUGAACGCACCUCCAGCAAACGCUACAACAUGUCCCGCAGUUUAGACGGAGCACCAAUUAUGGAGAACCAUGAGACUCUUAUGAAGGACAGCACUGCAGACGGUGCGGCCAAAGUCAUCGCCAAAGGAGACAUCAUCACCACCGUAACAACAGAGAAAAAGGCAGAGGAAGAGAAGGCGGAGAGAGAGGACACUAAGAUGGAUGCUGCAGAGACGCCUGAGCCGGCUGUCACAACACCGCUCAGACACGACACAAAGACUGAAGGAGAGCCGCCUGCAGAACAAGAGACGAAAGAGGAGCUCGACCUUAAAGCCACUGAGACUUCCCUUGAGCCGGAGGAGAAAGCUGUGAAUGCCGAGACGACAGAUGCCGAGCCAGCCAAGUCAACAGGGCCAACGAGUCCUAAUGCCGUCGAGGCGGGUACCAAAGAGAUGCCUGUAGUCCACACAGAAACAAAAACCAUCACCUACGAGUCUGGAGAGCAGGUCGACACCAACGGUGACGUAGAUCCCGGUGUCUUGCUGAGUGCUCAGACCAUCACCUCGGAAACCACCAGCACCACCACGACCACACACAUCACAAAGACGGUGAAAGGAGGAGUAUCAGAGACGAGAAUUGAGAAGAGGAUCGUGAUCACAGGAGAUGCAGACAUCGACCACGACGAGGAGUAACACUGAGGGCUGUUUUCUGUUCAACCUCCCAGAAUCCGACAUCCUGAUCUCUACAUAUUAACUCCAGGACUCUCUGAAGACUAGACAGGCUCCUCCUCUCCAAAAUGCUGCAGCCCGCCGCUCUCCGCAACCAUCACCUGCAGAAUAAAUAAAUGCAUUUUGCAUGAGAAGGACGCAAUGUUGCAUUCAAAACAAAACGGCAAAAUUAUACUGAAACCGUACGAUUUAAUAAUGGUUCAUCUCGAUCCACCUGCACGCCCAAUCCCUGUGUGUGCAGCAAGCAGACCUUUUGCUUCCACUGCCUUAUGACUUUGAUGCAUUUUUAUGAUUAUUGAGAAUAAUUAUUGUAGCAAACAUUUUAUUUAUGAAAUAAAGCCAUCACUCCAGAACGUAAGAUCGCUGCAGGCUGUAUAUGUUAGGGAGCGUACUCUAUUUAACCUUGCUGUAGAAGUGCCAACCUUGUUUGCCAGCAAGCAUCGCCUCACUCACUCCAACGAACGGAUGAUUUCCUUUGUCAGCUAAGCCACUAGAGAAUCUCUUCUUCCACCCGGUUCUGUACAUAUCAAGCUUUCCUAGGAGAAUAGCAAAUUAGAUUUCACAGUUGAUUUUUGUUGCCUCCACUUGAAUUACAUUUUCCUUUUUAUGAUCAUUUCAGUAUUUUUAUUGUUCCACAUUGAUCGAUUCCUCCACUCAUGAGAGAAGGUCUUUUUUUGGCAGAAAUGAAGCCAAGGAAUCUGAUUAUUUUUUGUUUUUUUGCCUGUGCAGGCUCUGAAUGUGUUCCAGGGUAGAUGAUCGGCCGCAGCACAAGUCCCAGGUUCGUGACUGUGAGGCAAAGGGCUCAGACUGCCGAGCUCUGCCCAAAUUAGAUGCAAAGCCAAGAGAUAUCUGUCAAUCCCCCACCCCCUCUGACCACCCACUAACCCAACCUGCACAUGUGUCACCUGUACGGCCUCCCUCAUCUGUCCGACUGUAUCUGAAUAACGCAGUAUUGUUCCUGUACAGCCUUCAAACGGUGAAAUAAUAAAAGUGGCAAAUGCAUUUGUUUUUAAUUUGCUGUUUUCUUCUCAAUAAUAAAAUGUUGACAACAGUGCUGAAA